GUAAAAUACGACUUUUAAGGCGUUUUCCCUGCGAGUUUUCUGUUUCUCCACAGACUUACUGACUCAUGAUGCUGCUUCUCAGGUAGAGGGCUAGCAAAUCACUCAGAAGGUACAGAAUGCAAAGAUGGCACAGAUUCUUGCACCGCCGGGACCACACAGCUUCUGCCUGUUUACCCAGGAGUCGCUCAAGGCCAUUGAAAAACGAAUUGCAGAUGAGAAGAGUAAAAAAACUAAGAAAGGAGAGCAAGAGGGAAAUAUUCAUGAUGAGGAUCAGCCCCAACCAAACAGUGACCUGGGGGCAGGGAAGAAAUUGCCCUUUAUAUAUGGGGACAUUCCUGAUGGAAUGGUGUCCACACCGCUGGAAGAUCUGGACCCAUUUUAUUGCAGUCAGAAAACCUUUAUAGUAUUGAACAAAGGGAAGGCAAUCUUCCGAUUUAAUGCCACUUCUGCCUUGUACAUGCUAAGUCCAUUCAACCCAAUCAGAAGAAUAUCAAUUAAGAUUUUGGUACAUUCAUUGUUCAACAUAAUAAUCAUGUGUACGAUCCUUGCAAACUGUGUGUUUAUGACUUUUACUGAACCCGAGAAUAAAGCCUUGUUCAAGGGGAUAGAGUACACAUUUACUGCGAUAUAUACAUUUGAUUCAUUAAUAAAGAUCUUAGCCAUGGGCUUCUGUAUAGGCAAGUUCACCUACCUCAGAGACCCGUUCAACUGGCUGGACUUCACUGUAAUUGUGAUGGCGUAUGUGACAGAAUUUGCCAAAGGUUUGGGUAAUGUCUCUGCUUUGAGAUCUUUUAGAGUUGUUCGGGCCCUGAAAACAAUAUCAGUUAUCCCAGGUCUGAAGACCAUUGUAGGAGCUCUGUUCCAGUCAGUAAAGAAACUUUCAGAUGUGAUGAUUCUGACUGUCUUUUGUUUGAGUGUAUUUGCACUGAUUGGCCUGCAGAUUUUCAUGGGCAACCUGAGGAAUAAAUGCAUAAGGAUACCACCCGGUGGCAGUAUAGAUGCAAUGGGAAAUCUGCAUACUGAUAACUCCACUGAGUUCAACCGCACAAGUUACUAUGGUGAUAAAAAUAAUUAUUAUAAACUUGAAGGAAAGAAAGAUCCUCUCCUCUGUGGAAAUAGCAGUGAUGCAGGGCAGUGCCCGGAUGGUUAUUUCUGUCACAAAGCAGGCGACAAUCCAAAUUUUGGCUACACCAGCUUUGAUAACUUUGGUUGGGCUUUCCUGUCUCUCUUCAGACUGAUGACUCAAGACUACUGGGAAAAUCUCUACCAACAGACUCUUCGAGCAUCAGGGAAGAUCUAUAUGAUCUUCUUUGUGCUUGUGAUAUUCCUGGGAUCGUUUUACCUCGUGAAUCUGAUCCUGGCUGUGGUGGCCAUGGCCUAUGAUGAACAGAACCAGGCCACUUUGGAGGAGGCUCUGGAAAAAGAGAAAAAGUUCCAGGCUAUGAUGGAACAGCUCAGGAGGCAACAAGCAGAGGCCCAGGCGGCAGUUGCAGUAUUUGAUAAUGGCAACCUUAGUGGAGACAGUUCUUCUGAGGCCUCCAGACUCAGUUCCAAAAGUGCCAAAGAACGAUGCAACCGGAGAAAGAAGAGGAAGCAGAGAGAGGAGGACGUGGAGAAAGGGGACAACGAAAAGGUCCACAAUUCUGACCCAGAGAGCAACAUUAGAAGGACCAGCUUCCGAUAUUCUGUGGAUGGAAACAUACUAUCAUAUGAUAGGAUAUAUCAGUCUCCUCAUCAGUCACUUGUGAGUAUUCAAGGUUCAGUCUUCUCUCCACGCCGCAACAGUAGAACUAGCAUCUUUAACUUUCGUGGCCGCCUGGGAUCAGAUAAUGGAUUUACAGAUGAUGAGCACAGUGUGUUUGAGGAAACAGGCAGCCGCCGUGGCUCUUUGUUUCUGCCACAUUGCUCUGUGCGUCAUUACAGUACUGGCAGCAGGAACAGCUUGACCCCACAUGUUUUCCUGUCUCCAAAUGGAAAAGUGCGCAGCUCUGUGGAUUGCAAUGGCAUAGUGUCAUACGUGACCGGGAACUCACUGCCCAGCUCUCCAGAUGUUCUGCAGUUGCCUGAGGUGACCAUAGAUAAAACAACUACAGAUGACAGUAGGAAAAAAGAGGAAUACAGGAGGAGAUAUGAGGCCGAACAACUCUCACCAGGGUUUUUGACUGAGCAGAUAGCCAGACAGAGGGCUCUGAGUGUAGCGAGUAUUAUCACCAACACAAUGGAAGAGCUGGAGGAUUCAAGGCGGAAGUUCCAUCCAUGUUGGUAUAAGUUUGCAAAAACGUUUCUAAUCUGGGAUUGCUUUCCAGCAUGGAUGAAAUUAAAGAGAUUAGUGCACAUGUUUGUUAUGGACCCAUUUGCGGAACUGUUCAUCACCAUCUGCAUUGUAAUCAAUACAAUUUUCAUGGCCAUGGAGCAUCACAACAAGAGUAACUAUUUUACGGUGACCCUUCGCGUGGGCAACUAUGUUUUCACAGGGAUUUUUACAGCUGAGAUGAUCCUCAAGAUUAUAGCAUUGGAUCCUUAUAAAUACUUCCAAGAAAGCUGGAAUAUAUUUGACAGUGUCAUUGUAACCCUGAGUAUCAUGGAGCUUGGGUUGGAAAAAGUACCUGGAAUGUCUGUUCUUAGGUCAUUUCGUUUGCUUAGAGUCUUUAAGCUGGCUAAGUCUUGGCCCACUUUAAAUAUGCUGAUCAAAAUAAUUCACAACUCAGUGGGUGCCCUCGGCAACCUGACGCUCGUCCUGGCCAUCAUUGUCUUCAUCUUUGCCGUAGUAGGCAUGCAGUUGUUUGGGAAGAGUUACAUGCAAAAGUAUUGUAAUAAUUCAUCAAACUGCACUCACCCUCGCUGGCACAUGAGGGAUUUCUUCCACUCCUUUCUGAUAGUAUUCCGUGUGCUGUGUGGCGAGUGGAUCGAGACCAUGUGGGACUGCAUGAACGUGUCUGGACAGCCCAUGUGCUUAACCGUCUUCCUCAUGGUCAUGGUGAUUGGAAACCUUGUGGUUUUGAACCUCUUCCUGGCCUUGCUGCUUAGCUCUUUUAGCGCAGAAAACCUGACACCUACAAAUGAUGACUGUGAAAUGAACAACUUGCAGAUUGCUAUGGGUCGCAUCCGCAGGGGUGUCAGAUUCAUUAAAGCUCGUCUGCGCAGCUUCUUUCAUAGCAACUGCUUUAGAAGGAGAAAGAAUAAGGUAAAGGAGGAAGAUGGUUUCAAAGAGGGCAAGAAGCUGGCUGAUAUGUCUACUCAUACCACAGUGGAGCUGAUUAAAGACCCAGGGUGUGAGAAGGUGGCAUCAGGUACUGGCUCUGAGGAUUUCAUCUUCGAUCCCACCUUGACUGUCUCUGUACCAAUAGCCACUGAAGACUCUGACCCUGAGUGCCACAACAUGGACAAUUUAAGCAGUUACUCUUCUGACAUGGAGGAAGAUAAAGAGAAACGGUCAGACAGUAUGAGCUCUUCAGAGGUCAGCACAGUGGACCUCCGACCCCUGAAGGAGAGAAGAGAAUCACUUGACUUUGAACUUGAAUUACCUGUGGAUGAUCCGGAUGCCUGUUUUCCACAAGGCUGUCUGAACAGGUUUCCUUGUUGCCAGGUGAAUGUGGAAAAAGGCAAAUGGAAAACGUGGUGGAACAUCAGGCACACCAGUUACAGGAUAGUGGAGCAUAACUGGUUUGAGUCAUUCAUCAUCUUUAUGAUCCUGCUGAGCAGCGCAGCACUGGCCUUUGAAGACAUAUACAUUGAGAAAAAGAAGACUGCAAAGACUAUUUUGGAAUAUGCAGAUAAAGUGUUUACCUACAUUUUCAUAUUGGAGAUGCUUUUAAAAUGGCUGGCAUAUGGAUUUGCUAGAUACUUCACCAAUGCAUGGUGCUGGCUUGACUUCUUGAUAGUUGGCGUCUCUCUCAUCAGCCUGGUUGCCAGUGCCCUCAAUUCACAACUCACUGCCAUCAAAUCUCUCCGUACACUGCGAGCCCUGAGACCUCUUCGUGCUCUAGCACGUUUUGAAGGCAUGAGGGUGGUGGUCAAUGCUCUUUUUGGUGCCAUUCCCUCCAUCAUGAAUGUGCUGCUUGUCUGUCUCAUCUUCUGGCUCAUCUUUAGCAUUAUGGGUGUCAACUUGUUUGCUGGAAAGUUUUAUGAAUGUGUGAAUACAACCACAGGCUCUCGCCUGAGUGUGGACCUCGUCCGAAACAUAACCGAAUGUCAAAGCCCGGAAGGUCGGUGGAAAAAUUUAAAGAUCAAUUUUGAUAAUGUUGGAGCAGGAUAUCUGGCUUUGCUGCAAGUGGCAACUUUCAAAGGCUGGAUGGAUAUUAUGUAUGCUGCAGUAGACAACCGUGGUGUAGAUCAACAGCCUCAGUAUGAGGCAAGUCUGAUGUACUACAUCUACUUUGUAGUCUUCAUCAUAUUUGGGUCCUUCUUCACAUUGAACCUUUUCAUUGGUGUCAUCAUUGACAAUUUCAAUCAACAGAAGAGAAAGUUUGGAGGUCAAGACAUUUUUAUGACAGAUGAACAGAAGAAAUAUUACAAUGCUAUGAAGAAACUUGGUUCGAAGAAGCCACAAAAACCAAUUCCCCGGCCAUCGAACAAGCUCCACGCUCUUCUCUUUGACAUUGUCACAAACCAAGCGUUCGACAUCUUCAUUAUGGUACUUAUAUGCCUUAAUAUGGUCACUAUGAUGGUGGAAAAAGAAGAUCAGACCUCAGAAAUACGCAGUCAUCUGAAGAAGGUCAAUAUGGUGUUUGUGGUCAUCUUCACAGUGGAAUGUGUACUAAAGAUGCUCGCACUUCGACAGUACUUCUUCACUAAUGGCUGGAACAUCUUUGACUUUGUAGUGGUCAUUCUCUCAAUAGUUGGCACGUUUGUCUCUGAAGUCAUUAAGUACUUCUUUUCUCCAACUUUGAUUCGUGUUGUUCGACUUGCUCGGAUUGGCCGAAUUCUGCGGCUCAUCAAAAGUGCCAAGGGAAUACGCACCCUUUUGUUUGCCUUAAUGAUGUCUCUCCCGGCCCUAUUCAACAUCGGUCUUCUUCUCUUUUUAGUUAUGUUUAUCUACGCAAUUGUUGCCAUGUCACAAUUUGCCUAUGUCAAGAAGGAAGCUGGAAUUGAUGACAUGUUUAACUUUGAGACUUUCGGCAGCAGCAUGUUAUGUUUGUUUCAGAUCACUACCUCUGCGGGGUGGGAUGGACUCCUGUCACCCAUUCUUAACAAGGGUCCUCCUGACUGUGACCCAGAGAAGGAUAACCCUGGCACCCAAGUUAAAGGUGACUGUGGCAACCCAACUAUUGGUAUCAUCUUCUUUGUGAGCUACAUUAUAAUAUGUUUCUUGAUCGUGGUAAACAUGUACAUAGCUGUGAUUCUUGAGAACUUCAGUGUGGCCACAGAGGAGAGUGCAGAGCCAUUAAGUGAAGAUGACUUCGAAAUGUUCUAUGAAGUGUGGGAAAAAUUCGAUCCUGACGCUACACAGUUCAUAGAAUACAAACAGUUGUCUGACUUUGCUGAUACCCUUGACCCACCUUUGCGUAUAUCUAAGCCCAAUAAGAUCCAGCUGAUUAAUAUGGACCUACCAAUAGUAAGUGGGGAGCGAAUCCACUGCAUGGACAUCUUGUUUGCAUUUACAAAGCGUGUUCUGGGGGAAAGUGGUGACAUGGAUGUGCUUCGCGGGCAGAUGGAGGACCGUUUCAUGGCCUCUAACCCUUCCAAGGAAUCUUAUGAGCCCAUCACUACAACUCUACGCCACAAGCAUGAGGAUGUGUCAGCUGUCAUCAUUCAACGGGCCUACAGGAUGCAUGCCAUGAAACAGAAUGCAAAAAUAGCCACCAACACAUACAAAAAAGCUGUACAAGGGAAUGGGGUGGUUUCAAACAAGGUCCCAGUGGUGACACACAGGUGUAACAACCAGCCUGCUUCAGACAAAUCUGACACAUCAACCUCUACCAUUGUCCCACCAUCAUAUGCCAGUUUAACACAAUCUGGUAAGAACAAAUAUGAGAAAGACAGGAAGCAAAAGGAAAUAAAAGGAAAAGAUAACAAGGAGCGGUAAAGGUAAAAUGAUUUUUUUUAAAAACCCACUAUUUAAAAAUACAGAGGUUUACAAUAUGAUUAUGUUUAUAUUGUAAUCAUGUAUAUGGAUCAACUAAUACUCUUUUCCAAAGUAUGGUUAUAUAUGCCAU
Neoarius graeffei (lesser salmon catfish) is the source of this 6155-nucleotide messenger RNA. RefSeq names its product sodium channel, voltage-gated, type I-like, alpha (gene scn1laa). The record is from RefSeq and is a predicted model, not a curated record. NCBI's taxonomy places the organism in Eukaryota, Metazoa, Chordata, Actinopteri, Siluriformes, Ariidae. Gene Ontology annotation, cellular component: plasma membrane; voltage-gated sodium channel complex; axon. Gene Ontology annotation, molecular function: voltage-gated sodium channel activity; calcium ion binding. The transcript is spliced from 27 exons. The coding region runs from base 125 to 6025 and encodes 1966 amino acids. Gene Ontology annotation, biological process: sodium ion transmembrane transport; neuronal action potential; membrane depolarization during action potential.